AUGUUAAAUUUGAUACUGGAUACAAGCAGGAGCAAAAGGGUUCUUAAUCUCACGGUCUUCUCAAUCUCAUUCUCACUCUCACAUAGCAGCGAAGGCAACGAUCUGCAUCGGAUUUGCGAAGGCUAUGAUCUCCAUUGGAUUUGCGAAGGCAACGAUCUAGCGGCGGCGAUCUCCGUCGGCGUUACCACGGUGGUUCUCCAGCGUGGUUUCCCCCCUUUCUCAGGGAGGUUGGUUAAGAGAGCAUAUGAUGCAUUGUUGUUGGACGCUGGUGGCACUCUUUUGCAAUUGGUGAAACCUGUCGAAGAGAUUUACGCAUCAAUCGGCAGAAAAUACGCUUAUGAUGCUCGUGGAUUAUGGUGGCUCAAUUUUUCCAAUCAUUGCUCAUUCCCCAUGGAAUGGUGUACACUUGGCAAACUUUGUGAUGCUUUUCUUCCUUUUCAUUGCUGGGGUUUCUCUUGCACUUGGAUAUAAGAGAGUUUCAGACAGAGUAGAUGCUACACAGAAAGCAUGGCUUAGGGCGUUGAAGCUUUUUUUCCUUGGUGUUUUUCUUCAAGG
Molecule: messenger RNA, 555 nt
Organism: Camellia sinensis
Lineage: Eukaryota; Viridiplantae; Streptophyta; Magnoliopsida; Ericales; Theaceae
Source: RefSeq, a predicted model, not a curated record